This is a messenger RNA of Pezoporus flaviventris, 4217 nucleotides long. RefSeq names its product TIMP metallopeptidase inhibitor 4 (gene TIMP4). The record is from RefSeq and is a predicted model, not a curated record. Gene Ontology annotation, biological process: negative regulation of endopeptidase activity; negative regulation of membrane protein ectodomain proteolysis. Gene Ontology annotation, cellular component: extracellular matrix. Gene Ontology annotation, molecular function: metalloendopeptidase inhibitor activity; protease binding. Lineage: Eukaryota; Metazoa; Chordata; Aves; Psittaciformes; Psittacidae.
AUGUCAGGGAAGCAGAAGUCAGUGCACAGCAGCGUGCGCUCGGAGCCGGCGUUAGAGGGAUUCCCCGAGCCGCUGCGCCGCUCGCUGCCGGCCGGGACCGGACCCACCCGCUCCGCUCCAGGCGUCAUGAGCCGCGCAGCCGCCGCGCUGGGGCCGCUGCCCGCGCUGCUGCUGCUGCUGCUGCCGGCGCGCACGGCGCUGCUGGCUGGGGCCUGCAGUUGCGCGCCCGCGCAUCCCCAGCACCUCAUCUGCGACGCGGCCCUGGUGAUUCGAGCUAAAAUAUCCAGUGAGAAGGUGGUUCCUGCCAGUGAUAAUCCUCUUGAUACCCACAAAAUGAUCCGGUAUGAAAUCAAACAAAUAAAGAUGUUUAAAGGAUUUGAAAAGGUCAAGGAUGUCCAGUAUGUCUAUACCCCUUUUGAUUCGUCCCUCUGCGGUGUGAAACUAGAAGCUAACAACAAAAAACAGUACCUUUUGACAGGCCAAAUUUUAAAUGAUGGUAAAGUCUUCAUCCAUUUAUGCAACUACAUUGAACCAUGGGAUGACUUAUCCUUGUCUCAAAAGAAGAGUCUUAAUCAGAGAUACCAAAUGGGCUGUGGCUGCAAAAUUACGACCUGCUACAUGGUGCCCUGUUCCAUCACUGCACCGAACGAGUGCCUCUGGACAGACUGGCUGAUAGAAAGAAAGCUGUACGGGCACCAAGCCAAGCACUAUGCCUGCAUCAAGAGAAGUGAUGGCACUUGCAGCUGGUACCGAGGUGGUCCUCCCCCAGAGAAAGACUUUAUUGACAUCAGCGAACCUUAAACCCAUCACUUUCUAGAAAGCCUCGGAGGCUAAUUCUAUCAAACACUGCACGCUCACAGCUUUGAACUGCCAUCCUCUAAUGUAUCUGUUGCUUAGAAACAAAAACAAAUUGUCCUGUACAGCUAAAGUACGAGUCUGUGGAAUUGGCACUCACGCAAGAUGAGGAACAAACCUCCUGGAAGUAGCUACUCUGUAAAGUUACGCUUUGUACAGAGAGGCUCAAGCUGAGAAUGCGCCUCUGUGUCCUCUAAGGCACAACAAGUUUCCCUUUUACCAAUAUGAAUGUACAAGAACAAAAGAAUUGCCAGAUUUUUUGUCCCCUAUUUCUGUUAACUUACAGAGUUUCAUUCCAGCCCCAUGUUUCAUUCCAGAUCUUGCUGAUGAACUACAGAAUGUUUUAUAGAACUAUUUUUUCUGUAUGGAAGCCUUCUGAUACAAAAGAAUUAUUGUACAGUGUAUAUGUAAAGUGUUAUAACAAUGUGUUAUAAAAAAAGAUUAAAAAAAUCCCUCUAUCUCCUUAUCUAUUGAAACAAGUUGAACAGUUUCCUGAUUCAAACAAUCUAUGCUCUGUAUUUUGUACAUUACUUAAGUCAUAGCUUUCUUUAUCUACAAUUUCAUGGAUAACUAAGUUAAGAAACAGCUUUGAUAAUCAAAAUCCUCUUACCCAAUUCAAUAUUUCUAUGGACUAGGUAUAUUUUGGUGAAAGAAAAGCCACAUGUUCUAAUGCUUCAGCAUUUCAUGGAACCUCCACAAGUAACAACAGGCUAAAACUGCACAUAUUUACAGAAACCAUGUGGGGCAUCACAGCAGCUGCAGCACCUGAUAACGCCUCUCUAAAUAUGUGACUAGGUCAUUGUAUUUCAGCACUGUUAAAAGCCUUGGCUUUAGAAACUCAUGUAAAAAAACAUAUGCAAUAGAUACUGAAUGACUUACACUGCAAGUGAUUCCUUUUAAGCUCUCAACUAUUCGAUCAUAUCAAAUAGAUUAAAUUUACAUUAAUGAUUCACAAAUACCCAUCAUACUCUGUCAUACAGCAUUCAGUAACUCAUGAACUAGAGAAGUGUUACAGUGUACUUUGCUUUUUAGCGUCUUAACUUUUAUGAAUCGAUUAGUGUAGUUCAUAGCUAAUCCCACACAUACUUGAGUUACAAAAGUAAUUCAGUUCACAGUGGUAAAACUCAUGGAAUUCUGUCAGUAAAUGCCAAAGUUCAGACAAUUAUACAACUGCUCAUUCCAUAAACUGGAUGAGACCCAUCACACAUGGUAUGAAUCUGCAAUAGCUGCCAUUUCUGAUGUAUUCUACUCUCUCCAAUUGGGUUUCUUUUACUUCAUCCCAGUUUUGGCUAGAAACAACUCUCAUGUAUUCCUCACAGGCGACUUCAGAACAACAGGUGGAGAUUUAGGCAGUUCUGUUCUCCUUUGGUUAGAUCGGGUCUAUUUAAACACUGUGCUAAUUCCUGCUAACCAGUGGGACAUUUCCAGCCCAUGGGCUCACCAGGUAUCAGAGCUGUUCCUGCCUAUUGGUUCAAGGGUCCACUUUUCCAAAUAGUCCCUUACUCUGUUUGCUUUAGGGUCCUUAUAAAAUCCCUGGGACUUCAACUUGCAAAGAAGAUAUGCACAUCUUGAAUGAAAUUAGAGGGGCCUAUGCACUUAAAUUUGAUGAAGUAGUAGUCUGGACAUCAAAUGCAGCAUGUUCACACCCUGAGUUAUGCUGCAUUGGAUAUACAGUGUACACUUGUUAAAAACCAACUGUAUGAAUGAUUUUGGUGACAUAUUCUGUUCAUGUUUCUAAUGUUUAUUUUGGCACUUGCAUGAAUCCCUAUUUAAAGGACAGGUUUCAAAUGCUCUUGUGAGAAUAAAUAUACUUACUCUUUUGGUGGCUAAACUUACACAACUCCAAUGAAGCACAAACGGAGCAGUGUCAAUGGGAAGGCAUGCCGUUAUUCCCUUGAGGAAUAUAUACCCCAUAAUAGUCAAUAUUUCUCUUUUUUAUUUACUGGAAAUCACUUUUGCUCUUUUAACUUACAAUCCUAAAUUAAAACACCAUCUAUCUGUCCUGCCAAAAGUAAAGCCCAGCUCAUUUUCUGCUUUGCUAAAGGCAAACCAAAAAUUACCCAGCACUAAUUUGGACCACAGACUUACCAUGGCUGCUUACAUAAAUGAAAUACAAAGGCUGCAUUUCUUCCCCAAAAGAGUUGAUCUUGCAGCUCCUAUACUGACAGUGCUAUUUACUGUCAGUGCUGAGCAUUUAUAUUACUAAUUUACAGGAAGACUUAAAAAUGAGGCUGUAUUUCCUCAUGUCAAACCAAAAGCACUCCUAGACAAGCCUGCAAGAGUUUAAUAACCAUACAAAGGCUGAAUCAAGAGCAUGGCUAAUUACUAUUCAGCACAUGUACAGUGGAGCAUUUGUUUCCAAAUCCAUUUUGAUGCAAUGGUGUUUUCUGAAUAGCACUGUGCAGCAAACAGAUAUUUCCUGCUUUUUAACUCAACAUAGUUCUGUUUCUGUUUCAGUUUUAUAGUGAUCAGAUCUUAAACACAACUAAUCCGACUGAGAAUUGCCUUCUUCAUGUUCCUUGUAAAAAUACGUGUUUUCUUUGAUAUUUAUGAACAAACUGUAUUAUGAAUUGUAUGCCAUAAAAACAUUUUAUAUUUGACCUGCCAUAAAAUAUCCCAUAUGGGAUGCGUCAAAAGUAAUAACCGUCCACUUUGAUUUCUGUCUGGGCAUAAAUCUAGCCAAAUUUCCUGCAAUGGAUGGUACAAAGAUGUUGGUUUUUUUUUUUCAUAUCAGUAAAUACAGCACUAAAAGCUUUACAGAAACCUGUCUCAGAAUGAGGUUUUACCUUCCCUGAGAUUCAGCAGUGGUAAAGCCUAUGAAAAGGAUUACCUACAACACAGCAUUCCCAGCAUGUUAUUUCCCUAGCAAGAUUUUUACUGUAGUGGCAUUGAUGUAUUACCAACAGUGAAUUAUUUUUACAGCAUUUUAUUUUCACUUCUUGAAACUGUGUCCGUGCCAUAUGAAAGGUGAGAGCAGAAAUACAGCCUGGGACAACUUUGGAUUUUCAUUUGAAAAUGACUCACAUGACUUAUGGUAAGAGACGGGAGACUGCACAGGUGAACAGUUGGAAAACCAGCACCCUGAAUAUUGCUGGCUUUUGGUCAAUAUCCCAGUUAAGUUUUCAUUAAGUUGUCCAACAGUUAUGUUGAAAAAGCUGUUGUUUUGUUUUCAUGACAGAGAACGUAAGAAGUGGGGAUGUAGUGAAAUAAAGGGAACUAAUUACUGAGGGAAAGGCUGUACAUAGCACUCGACUCGCACUGAGUUCAAAAGGCCUUACAGCAUUUUGUAUAAUCAGUCUGAGAUGAAUGUUUCUGUUUCAAAAAGUGUUUCAUUAAAGCAGCUCCAUUUUUACACAAAAGAA